AUGACCAGAGAAUGGAAGAGUUUUACACUGACAAUCACAGUUUCUACCAAUCCGCCUCAUAUAGCCACCUACAAUAAAGCGAUUAAAGUAACCGUCGAUGGACCACGUGAACCACGCUCCAAGACCAGACAGCAACAGCAAUUCCACUUCGCCUUUGGCCAACGACCGUUUCAUUUCUCGGCAGAUCCGCUAUCAGGAUUUCGUAUGCCGCCAAUUGGAAACUGUCAAAGUGCUGGUAAUACUCAUUGGGGCUACAGUUCCGCUUCAGCUUACUCACCUUACUUGGCUAGUAGUGGUCUGUCAUCUUGCACAACUCCCACGUCAGCGCAAUUCAACAAUCCUGCUUUAGGUUUUUCGUGCUCCUCCAACGAUCAAGCAAAUAAUCAAGACUUUAGUGGUGCUGCUAAUCGGGAUUGCGUACCAAUGUUACCAGAUUCAACUGCUACCGAUUUAGAUCAGCACUUGAGCAAUUUAGUUGGCUCUACAACAGGUCAAAUGACACAUCACAGCUUACUCAGCACAACCGGUCAAAGUUCAAUAUCCUCCACUGUAAAUGGCGGUCCCGGUUCUAAUUCCAUACUAGUACCACGUUACCACACAAAUGCAAACAACGAAUAUAAUGUGCACUCAAGUCAAAAUGGACCACGCAGUUUAAGUGAUUCCUCACAAGCUGAGUCACCUGUACAAGAAGAUCUCCUCACAACAAAUACACCAAACUUAGGUGGUGGUAAUGGCAGUGGUGCUGGUAAUGGUAACACCAACACUAACGGUAAUGGUACAGCUGUUUCGGGUGGUAAUAACACAUUAGUUGGUGCAAAUCAAAACUUUCCAGGCAUUGUUAAUCAGUCACAGAACUCAGCAGCUUAUGGCAGUGGUACAGGUGGUGGCGUAGGUGUGGGUACAGGUCCUGCUGGUGCUACAGGUGCUGGUUGUAAUGGUUCACUAUACCCAGUCCUUCCAGCAAGUCUGCUUUAUUCUCAACUUUACACAGCAGCAAACCAAUCGCAUGGUUUCCAUUCGCAUGCGUUACCAUCGCAUACUUCGCCGAAUUCUUCAGUACAUGGUGAGCUUCAAAGUGUUAUGGAUCACAUUAGCAAUGUGGGUGUACGCCAACAGCAUAACAUUAUGGCUGGUGGUGGCGUUACGCAUCCAGGUGAUCUCACACUUAUCGGUAAUUGUGGUGCAUCGGUGCGGAACAUCGAAGAUGGCAACACGAAUAGACAAGUGGCAGCACUUGCUGCUCACCGUGGACACCACAAUCCAACUGACAAUGGCGGUAGCGUUUGGCGGCCAUAUUGAGGUCAGGUGUUGUGGUGUGGCUCAGCGGUACUAUAGUGCUACGAGAACCCGGACAAUAGUACCAAUACAGAAGCAAAAUAUUGGUAUGGCUGACCACCACCACAAUGAUUUCAAAAGUAGAAUUAAGUUGAGUUUAAGAAGAAGAAGAAAGUGAGAGACAGUGUUGCAUGUGAGCAUGCGCUGUAAGCCAAAAAUAUGUGAAACUGCUGUUGUUUUGUAAAUUAUAUUGUAAA
This is a messenger RNA of Teleopsis dalmanni, 1532 nucleotides long. It is a transcript of the gene RunxA, whose product is annotated as protein lozenge. The transcript is spliced from 5 exons. Gene Ontology annotation, cellular component: nucleus. Gene Ontology annotation, biological process: regulation of DNA-templated transcription. The record is from RefSeq and is a predicted model, not a curated record. Bases 1 to 1299 code for a protein of 432 amino acids. NCBI's taxonomy places the organism in Eukaryota, Metazoa, Arthropoda, Insecta, Diptera, Diopsidae. Gene Ontology annotation, molecular function: ATP binding; RNA polymerase II cis-regulatory region sequence-specific DNA binding; DNA-binding transcription factor activity, RNA polymerase II-specific.